GGUAGCAAAAAUCGGUUGAACAACCACAACAUUCAAAUCAGCCAAUUCUGCUCAACCUCCAGUUGAACCCCACCAAUUUCCCUUCCAAUGAAAAACCUUCUUCAAUUUCAGAGGCUAUUUAUUCUAUUAUGAUGAAACCAUGUCCUCCAUAGUUAACACUUAACACAUAUCUUUCAUUUAAAAGAAAAACGUUAACACUUAACACUCAAUUUUCUUGCAAUGGCUAGCAGCAACAGCAGCAGCAAUGAGCGUGCAGGGGCAGAGAUAGUGCACGGUUCCGAGAACUGCUACCGCCACUCGAUAGAGCUCAUAGAAGAGCUUGGAUUCCCCACAGGGGUCCUUCCAUUACAGGACCUUGUGGAGUGUGGCAGAGUGAGGGAGACAGGAUUUGUUUGGAUGAAACAGAAAGCUCCAAUUGAGCAUUUCUUUGAAGGGACUAAAACUCUUGUGAGCUAUGCAGUGGAGGUCACUUGCUACGUGGAGAAGUUCAAGAUGAAGAAGAUGAGUGGGAUUAAGAGCAAGCAAGCGUUUCUCUGGGUGCCUAUAUCUGAGAUGAGCAUGGAUGGUCCUGGAGCAAAGAAGAUUGUGUUCAAGACUCCUUUGGGGAUUGGUAAGUCUUUCCCUGUUACAGCAUUCAUGACCAUUGAGGAGAAGGAGAAGUACUUGCAGGGUAAGAAGGAGGAGGAGAUUAAAGAAAAUUGUUGAAAUGUGACAACUUAAUUGGAUUGGAGGUGGAGCUAGCUCCAUGUUCUUGAUAAUUUGAUUAUAUUUGAAUAAUGAAUAAUAGAUAAGGUCUAAUGAGAUCUUGAUUAUAAAAGAUCAUCAAGUAGAAUAUAUAGUGUUUACUAUGUAUGCAUUGUUGUUUUGAUGAUGCUGAUUUAAUAUGCAUUCACAUUUUGUUCUGUUAAA
Messenger RNA from Lotus japonicus, 909 nucleotides. RefSeq lists its product as uncharacterized. The coding region runs from base 220 to 705 and encodes 161 amino acids. Lineage: Eukaryota; Viridiplantae; Streptophyta; Magnoliopsida; Fabales; Fabaceae. The record is from RefSeq and is a predicted model, not a curated record. The transcript has a single exon.